Molecule: messenger RNA, 951 nt
Organism: Notodromas monacha
Lineage: Eukaryota; Metazoa; Arthropoda; Ostracoda; Podocopida; Cyprididae
Source: the annotation of a GenBank genome assembly
AGGGCAAACAUUUUUUUCUGGUUCUCGACGAAAAAGAAAGGUGUCAAAAAAAUGAAGUUUUGCACGACAGGAAAAAAUAACUCGCGAGAACGACCACACACCAAACGAGUACUGGCCGAUCACAUGAUUUCGUUGCCGCGGAAUAUUUAUGGACGGACAUUCAUUCGUAUGGAUAGCGCCGAAUCACAGGUGAAGAGAAAGGGACAUUGUUCAUGCGUCAGUGUCGACGCAUAUGGAGCGACAAAUGGUCGGAUCGGGAGAAUGACCGCUGGCACAAGUGGCACUGGAACGGUUUUUGGCCCGUAUGUUUCCGGAAGUGACGAAUGCGAACUUUUGGUGUACACUUUAUCACAGCCCGAGAAAUCGCAGCGGUGCACCUUUCGGCGCUUCAGACUCUCCAUGUAUUCGGCGCCGAUCGGCCCGUUCCCGUUGAUGUCUGGUGAGCUCGGCGGCGGCGACCCAUUGUCCACCGGGGUUCCUCUUCCGUUUCGGCUCGGGAAAAUCCUGCAUUAUCUCGUUCUCGGCGGCAAUGUCAGCGUAACCCGUGAAAUUAUUGUAUUCCAUGAUUGGUUUUGUCCAGGUGGCACAGCGUGGAUCCUGGCCGAAAGGAAGCCAGAGGGACUAGAAUUUCUAGGGCUGAUGCUUCGACCUGGGCUCGUGCUUGACCCGGCUGAAAGCGGAGGCGAGCUGAUCUUCGGCGACCUGGCAUCCACGUCGCUGAUGCACUGCUGGUCUUCCACUGCACCUCCGAUCCUCCAAAACUUGCCUAUUUUUGUCAAAGAAAAGAAAACCACGGCGUGUCAUCAACUAUAUAUACGGUUAAUCCCGCAGUUAUUACCUCACGACGAAGGCGACGUUAAGAAAUCAUCUCAUUAUAAAGGCAUCCCGCGGAAUUACAGCUUCGAAGAGGACAUACAGUUUUCUUUCGUCUCGCCGUUUUUCCUCUCAUAA